Messenger RNA from Oreochromis niloticus (Nile tilapia), 6354 nucleotides. Its product is annotated as mucin-3A. The transcript has 11 exons. NCBI's taxonomy places the organism in Eukaryota, Metazoa, Chordata, Actinopteri, Cichliformes, Cichlidae. The record is from RefSeq and is a predicted model, not a curated record. The coding region runs from base 131 to 6031 and encodes 1966 amino acids.
GUUGCCUUCCACAGUCACUUCAGAAAGCUCUAGUUUUACUCCAACAUCCCCAGAACAAAGUACUGAAACAGCUGUAACAGGCACUAGUACAACAGAGAACAAAGCAACAACUCUUGAGACUUCUGAGACAAUGACAUCCGCACACCCCGAAUCACCAACUACUUCGAUUACAACAAUGGCACAAACAGGAACAACACAAUCUACAGAGUCUGUCCCACCAGUCACCACCAAUGAAAUUACUCUAACUACCACCAUUGACCAUUCCACAACAACUUCAGAGACUUCCUCCAGUUCGCCUUCCACAGUUACUUCAGAAGGCUCUAGUUUUACUCCAACAUCCCCAGAACAAAGUACUGAAACAGCUGUAACAGGCACUGGUACAACAGAGAACAAAGCAACAACUCUUCAGACUUCUGAGACAAUGACAUCUGCACACCAUGAACCACCAACUACUUCUAUUACAACAAUGGCACAAACAGGAACAACACAAUCUACACAGUCUGUCCCACCAGUCACCACCAAUGAAAUUACUCUAACUACUAACACUGACCAUUCCACAACAACUUCAGAGACUUCCUCCAGUUCGCCUUCCACAGUCACUUCAGAAGUCUCUAGUUUUACUCCAACACCCCCAGAACAAAGUACUGAAACAGCUGUAACAGGCACUGGUACAACAGAGAACAAAGCAACAACUCUUCAGACUUCUGAGACAAUGACAUCCGCACACCCCGAAUCACCAACUACUUCUAUUACAACAAUGGCACAAACAGGAACAACACAAUCUACAGAGUCUGUCCCACCAGUCACCACCAAUGAAAUUACUCUAACUACCAACAUGGACCAUUCCAUAACAACUGUUUUUGAGACAACUUCAGAGACUUCCUCCAGUUCGCCUUCCACAGUCACUUCAGAAAGCUCUAGUUUUACUCCAACAUCUCCAGAACAAAGUACUGAAAGAGCUGUAACAGGCAGUGGUACAACAGAGAACAAAGCAACAACUCCUGAGACUUCUGAGACAAUGACAUCCGCACACCCUGAAUCACCAACUACUUCUAUUAUAACAUUGGCACAAACAGGAACAACACAAUCUACAGAGUCUGUCCCACCAGUCACCACCAAUGAAAUUACUCUAACUACCACCAUUUACCAUUCCACAACAACUUCAGAGACUUCCUCCAGUUCGCCUUCCACAGUUGCUUCAGAAAGCUCUAGUUUUACUCCAACAUCCCCAGAACAAAGUACUGAAACAGCUGUAACAGGCACUAGUACAACAGAGAACAAAGCAACAACUCUUGAGACUUCUGAGACAAUGACAUCCGCACACCCCGAAUCACCAACUACUUCUAUUACAACAAUGGCACAAACAGGAACAACACAAUCUACACAGUCUGUCCCACCAGUCACCACCAAUGGAAUUACUCUAACUACCACCAUUGACCAUUCCACAACAACUUCAGAGACUUCCUCCAGUUCGCCUUCCACAGUCACUUCAGAAAGCUCUAGUUUUACUCCAACAUCCCCAGAACAAAGUACUGAAACAGCUGUAACAGGCACUAGUACAACAGAGAACAAAGCAACAACUCUUGAGACUUCUGAGACAAUGACAUCUGCACACCCCGAAUCACCAACUACUUCUAUUACAACAAUGGCACAAACAGGAACAACACAAUCUACAGAGUCUGUCCCACCAGUUCCCACCAAUGAAAUAACUCUAACGACCACCACUGACCAUUCCACAACAACUGUUUUUGAGACAACUUCAGAGACUUCCUCCAGUUCGCCUUCCACAGUCACUUUAGAAAGCUCUAGUUUUACUCCAACAUCCCCAGAACAAAGUACUGAAACAGCUGUAACAGGCACUAGUACAACAGAGAACAAAGCAACAACUCUUGAGACUUCUGAGACAAUGACAUCCGCACACCCUGAAUCACCAACUACUUCUAUUACAACAAUGGCACAAACAGGAACAACACAAUCUACACAGUCUGUCCCACCAGUCACCACCAAUGAAAUUACUCUAACUACCACCAUUGACCAUUCCACAACAACUGUUUUUGAGACAACUUCAGAGACUUCCUCCAGUUCGCCUUCCACGGUCACUUCAGAAAGCUCUAGUUUUACUCCAACAUCCCCAGAAGAAAGUACUGAAACAGCUGUAACAGGCACUAGUACAACAGAGAACAAAGCAACAACUCUUCAGACUUCUGAGACAAUGACAUCCGCACACCCCGAAUCACCAACUACUUCUAUUACAACAAUGGCACAAACAGGAACAACACAAUCUACAGAGUCUGUCCCACCAGUCACCACCAAUGAAAUUACUCUAACUACCACCAUUGACCAUUCCACAACAACUUCAGAGACUUCCUCCAGUUCGCCUUCCACAGUCACUUCAGAAAGCUCUAGUUUUACUCCAACAUCCCCAGAACAAAGUACUGAAACAGCUGUAACAGGCACUAGUACAACAGAGAACAAAGCAACAACUCUUGAGACUUCUGAGACAAUGACAUCCGCACACCGCGAAUCACCAACUACUUCUAUUACAACAAUGGCACAAACAGAAACAACACAAUCUACAGAGUCUGUCCCACCAGUCACCACCAAUGAAAUUACUCUAACUACCACCACUGACCAUUCCAUAACAACUGUUUUUGAGACAACUUCAGAGACUUCCUCCAGUUCGCCUUCCACAGUCACUUCAGAAAGCUCUAGUUUUACUCCAACAUCCCCAGAACAAAGUACUGAAACAGCUGUAACAGGCACUGGUACAACAGAGAACAAAGCAACAACUCCUGAGACUUCUGAGACAAUGACAUCCGCACACACCGAAUCACCAACUACUUCUAUUACAACAAUGGCACAAACAGGAACAACACAAUCUUCAGAGUCUGUCCCACCAGUCACCACCAAUGAAAUUACUCUAACUACCAACACUGACCAUUCCAUAACAACUGUUUUUGAGACAACUUCAGAGACUUCCUCCAGUUCGCCUUCCACAGUCACUUCAGAAGGCUCUAGUUUUACUCCAACAUCCCCAGAACAAAGUACUGAAACAGCUGUAACAGGCACUGGUACAACAGAGAACAAAGCAACAACUCUUCAGACUUCUGAGACAAUGACAUCUGCACACCAUGAACCACCAACUACUUCUAUUACAACAAUGGCACAAACAGGAACAACACAAUCUACAGAGUCUGUCCCACCAGUCACCACCAAUGAAAUUACUCUAACUACUAACACUGACCAUUCCACAACAACUUCAGAGACUUCCUCCAGUUCGCCUUCCACAGUCACUUCAGAAGGCUCUAGUUUUACUCCAACAUCCCCAGAACAAAGUACUGAAACAGCUGUAACAGGCACUGGUACAACAGAGAACAAAGCAACAACUCUUCAGACUUCUGAGACAAUGACAUCUGCACACCAUGAACCACCAACUACUUCUAUUACAACAAUGGCACAAACAGGAACAACACAAUCUACAGAGUCUGUCCCACCAGUCACCACCAAUGAAAUUACUCUAACUACUAACACUGACCAUUCCACAACAACUUCAGAGACUUCCUCCAGUUCGCCUUCCACAGUCACUUCAGAAGUCUCUAGUUUUACUCCAACAUCCCCAGAACAAAGUACUGAAACAGCUGUAACAGGCACUGGUACAACAGAGAACAAAGCAACAACUCUUCAGACUUCUGAGACAAUGACAUCCGCACACCCCGAAUCACCAACUACUUCUAUUACAACAAUGGCACAAACAGGAACAACACAAUCUACAGAGUCUGUCCCACCAGUCACCACCAAUGAAAUUACUCUAACUACCAACCCUGACCAUUCCACAACAACUUCAGAGACUUCCUCCGGUUGGCCUUCCACAGUCACUUCAGAAAGCUCUAGUUUUACUCCAACAUCCCCAGAACAAAGUACUGAAACAGCUGUAACAGGCACUGGUACAACAGAGAACAAAGCAACAACUCUUGAGACUUCUGAGACAAUGACAUCCGCACACCCCGAAUCACCAACUACUUCUAUUACAACAAUGGCACAAACAGGAACAACACAAUCUACAGAGUCUGUCCCACCAGUCACCACCAAUGAAAUUACUCUAACUACCAACACUGACCAUUCCACAACAACUUCAGAGACUUCCUCCAGUUCGCCUUCCACAGUCACUUCAGAAAGCUCUAGUUUUACUCCAACAUCCCCAGAACAAAGUACUGAAACAGCUGUAACAGGCACUGGUACAACAGAGAACAAAGCAACAACUCCUGAGACUUCUGAGACAAUGACAUCCGCACACCCUGAAUCACAAACUACUUCUAUUAUAACACUGGCACAAACAGGAACAACACAAUCUACAGAGUCUGUCCCACCAGUCCCCACCAAUGAAAUAACUCUAACUACCACCAUUGACCAUUCCACAACAACUGUUUUUGAGACAACUUCAGAGACUUCCUCCAGUUCGCCUUCCACAGUCACUUUAGAAAGCACUAGUUUUGCUCCAUCAGCCCCAGAACAAAGUACUGAAACAGCUGUAACAGGCACUGGUACAACAGAGAACAAAGCAACAACUCCUGAGACUUCUGAGACAAUGACAUCCGCACACCCUGAAUCACCAACUACUUCUAUUACAACAAUGGCACAAACAGGAACAACACAAUCUACAGAGUCUGUCCCACCAGUCACCACCAAUGAAAUUACUCUAACUACCACCAUUGACCAUUCCACAACAACUUCAGAGACUUCCUCCAGUUCGCCUUCCACAGUCACUUCAGAAAGCUCUAGUUUUACUCCAACAUCCACUGAACAAAGUACUCAAACAUUUGUAACAGGCUCUAGUACAACAGAGAACAAAGGAACAACUACUCAGGCGUCUGAGAUAAUGACAUCUGCACUUCCUGACUCACAAGCUACAGUUGUACAGCCCAACUCAAGUCCUACAGUUCCCAGUCAUACAUCCUCUUCUUUCUCGUCCUCAACCACAUCUGUGUCCUAUUUAACUGAUAUAUCCACCAGUGAAACAACAACAAUUGUAGGCCCAGUCACCAGUCCUACAUCGUCAGCAACAGUUAGUUUUUCUUCAUCAAUUACUCUCCCCACUUCAAAUUUGACACCCUCUUUGACAACAAUAGUGUGCCAAGAUGAUGCCUAUGGAGACUCAUGUUCUUAUGGAGAAAACAACACUGUCCCAAUCAUUGAUACUGCACCCGUCCGUAAAGUAAACAUUACUUUCAAAUUCAACGUCACUUUUAUCCAGGCUUUUCUUAAUUUAAAUUCACCUGAAUCACAGACAUUCAUCAACAAAUUAGAAGCACAGCUCAGAAGCCUGUGUAGAGAAGCAGAUCCCCAGGCCUAUCAAACAGUUAAAGUCAUCAAAUUAAGUCAAGGAAGUGUUGUUGCAAAGAGCGUGGCGGAGUAUCAGUAUCAAAACAAUGAAACUCAAAUCGAGUUUAUUAACACUAAUCUUAGUGUGGUUUUGAGGAAUAUCCUACAAAAUGAAAAUAAUAUCAACAAAAUUUCUUUGGCCUUUGGUAAUCAAAGUGUGCAGUUAAAUGAUCUCAGCUUUGAGGCACCUGCAAUUACUAAUAUCACAGAGUUGGGGUCUUAUAUUAACUGCUCUCGGUUUGCUAAUUACACUGCUGAGAUUAUUAAUGGUCAAUGGCAGUGUGUUGGACCAUGCAAAAAAAACCCUGAUUACUGCAAUGGACACGGACAAUGUUUAAAUGACAUUUACACAGGCGCAGUCUGCAGGUGCUACGAAACCAGCCUGGAGCAGUUUUAUGGUCCACAAUGUGACCUUUUCCGCCGAGGUCCAGGUUUCUAUGGAGCACUGUUUGGCUCACUCGCAGUAGCGCUCCUGCUCUUGAUUAUAAUUGUCAUCGCUGUCAUUGUCAAAAGGAGAAAUAUGUAUACUUGGAAAAGGAGCAACUCUCAGAGAAGAAGAUUGUCUUUUCUUGAGGAAGAUUUCUUUGACUUCACUGAUACGGGAAUCCCCAACUUGGGACUGGCAGGCACUUAUAGAGCAGAAAACAUUUAGAAAUUGAUAUAUUCACUAUGUUAUAUAAAAUUAAGCAAUUAGUUACUGUUUUAAUCGCUAAUAAUCUUGCUUAAAGAUCAGUAAGAACUAUCAUCUUUUAAUUUUAAAACAUUUUGAAGUUGUUGUGAUAUUUAUCAUUUAUUUAUAAGAACUUAAAUUUAAUGUAUAUGUUUUUCACGUAUAUUUUCAUGUCAUGGGAGUGCAAAAUGCACCACCACACACACAUAUCAUGAAGCACCAUUUCUCUUUUUAUCCUGUCUUGACAUAUCUUUCUCAGCACUGUUCAAAUAAUAAAAAUAAUAAUGAAUCUCUUUUAACCUGAA